GAAAUGUCGGCCAAGGAGUUCGUUGGGGGGAGUGACUCUGUGCAGAUUCAGCGCCAAGUCGUUCAUUCAUUGAAUUGAUUCAACGAAGCGCCCCCGAGCUUUAUUUUGCUGACAUUUGCUCCCGUCGGUGGACUUUCAUUCAUCCCUCUCGGACUGCGGUAGCCAGGCCGCCGCGUUGGAGCGAGCGAGGUCAAAUAAGGUGCAACCAUGCCGGCCGUCCGUGGGGAUGGUAUGCGAGGCUUGUCUGUCUUCAUCUCAGACAUUCGCAAUUGUAAGAGUAAAGAAUCAGAAAUUAAAAGAAUAAAUAAAGAACUAGCCAAUAUAAGAAGUAAAUUUAAAGGUGAUCGAACACUAGAUGGAUAUCAGAAAAAGAAGUAUGUCUGCAAACUUCUUUUCAUCUUCCUUCUUGGACAUGAUAUCGACUUUGGCCAUAUGGAGGCUGUCAACCUGCUAUCUUCUAACAAGUAUUCAGAGAAGCAAAUUGGUUACCUUUUCAUAUCUGUGUUGGUCAACACAAAUAGUGAUUUAAUCAAGCUUAUUAUUCAAAGCAUCAAGAAUGAUUUGCAGUCCCGCAAUCCUACUCAUUUGAACCUAGCUAUGCAAUGUAUUGCCAACAUUGGCAGCAAGGAAAUGGCUGAGGCCUUUGGCUAUGAUAUUCCUAAGCUUCUUGUUUCAGGGGAUACUAUGGACGUGGUGAAGCAAUCUGCUGCCUUGUGUCUUCUUCGAUUAUUCCGUACUUCUCAAGAAAUGAUUCCCAGUGGUGAAUGGACUUCCCGCAUUAUUCACCUUCUCAAUGACCAACACAUGGGGGUGGUGACUGCUGCAACAUCGCUUAUUGAUGCCUUAGUGAAGAAGAAUCCUGAUGAGUACAAGGGUUGCAUCAGUCUUGCUGUAUCUCGACUUAGUCGGAUUGUUACUGCUAGUUACACAGAUCUUCAAGAUUACACAUACUACUUUGUUCCUGCACCAUGGCUGUCUGUCAAGUUGUUAAGAUUAUUGCAGAAUUAUUCACCCCCAGAUGACCCAGGUGUUCGUGGCCGACUAAAUGAAUGUCUAGAAACUAUCCUGAAUAAAGCACAGGAAGCGCCAAAGUCGAAGAAGGUUCAGCACUCCAAUGCUAAGAAUGCUGUUCUGUUUGAAGCUAUCAGUUUAAUUAUUCACAAUGACAGUGAACCCAAUCUUCUUGUGCGUGCGUGUAACCAACUGGGGCAGUUCCUAUCAAACCGGGAAACUAACCUCAGAUAUCUUGCAUUGGAAUCAAUGUGUUUACUUGCCACUUCUGAAUUUUCUCAUGAAGCUGUGAAGAAGCAUCAAGAAGUUGUCAUCCUCUCCAUGAAGAUGGAAAAAGAUGUAUCAGUUCGACAACAAGCUGUUGAUCUCCUAUAUGCUAUGUGUGAUAAGAGUAAUGCCGAAGAGAUUGUUCAAGAAAUGCUCAACUAUCUUGAAACAGCCGACUACUCCAUCAGAGAGGAAAUGGUUCUGAAAGUGGCAAUCUUAGCUGAAAAGUAUGCCACGGAUUACACAUGGUAUGUGGAUGUCAUAUUGAAUCUAAUCAGAAUAGCUGGUGAUUAUGUGUCUGAAGAAGUCUGGUACCGAGUCAUUCAAAUCGUUAUAAAUCGGGACGAUGUACAAGGUUAUGCUGCUAAGACUGUGUUUGAGGCUCUUCAAGCUCCUGCCUGUCAUGAGAACAUGGUGAAAGUGGGUGGCUAUAUUUUAGGUGAAUUUGGUAAUCUCAUUGCUGGCGACCAGCGAUCUUCACCCCUUGUACAGUUCCAGUUGCUACAUUCCAAGUAUCAUCUUUGCUCUCCAAUGACCAGGGCUCUCUUGCUUUCAACUUAUGUGAAAUUUGUCAAUCUAUUCCCUGAAAUUAAACACAACAUUCAGGAGGUAUUCAAGCAACACAGCAACUUGCGAAGUGCAGAUGCUGAGCUACAGCAAAGAGCCUCAGAAUACCUACAACUCAGUGUGAUUGCUUCCACAGAUGUUCUAGCCACAGUGUUGGAAGAAAUGCCUGCUUUCCCUGAGCGUGAAUCAUCUAUUCUUGCUGUCCUGAAAAAGAAAAAACCAGGCAGAGUUCCUGAAAACGAAAUCCGUGAGGGUCGUAGCCCCAAUCCAGCCCUAGCUACAAACCACAACGAUUCGAUUGUCUCACAUGCCAAGCCGUCUGCUGUAUCAGCUAAUGCCUCUGCCGAUCUUCUCGGCCUGUCCACCCCUCCAGCAAACCAACCAACUGCUCCAAGCAACACUGGCAUGCUUGUGGAUGUGUUGGGUGACAUGUAUGGUGGGCAGGGUGGGCAAGCACAACAGAACAGCAGCUUUACUGCUGCCCAAUCCUACAAUCCUAAAAAGUUUGUUUGCAAGAAUAAUGGUGUUCUUUUUGAAAAUGACCUUGUUCAAAUUGGUGUCAAGUCCGAAUUUAGACAAAAUUUGGGCAGGAUAGCUCUCUUCCAUGGCAAUAAGACUCCGUUCCCUCUAGUGAAUUAUGAGACCACUGUUUCAAGUCCAGGUGAUCUGGCAAGCAAAUUGGUCAUUCAGAUGAAACCCAUGGAUUCUGUCCUGGAGGCUGGUGCCCAGAAAUUGCAAGUGUUGAAUGGAGAAUGUGUUGAAGAUUACAUUGAUGCACCCAGUAUGAACAUAUCUUUUAUUUACAACAAUGUUCCUCAGAAGAUAACCAUCAAGCUUCCUUUAACUAUCAAUAAGUUUUUCGAGCCGACAGAAAUGAAUGGAGAGUCAUUCUUUGCUCGCUGGAAAAAUUUGGGAGGUGAUAAGCAGCGUGCUCAGAAAAUCUUCAAAGCUUCUCCACCUAUGGACCUAGCAUCAGCGAGAACCAAGGUGAUGGGCUUCGGCAUGCAAUUGUUGGAUGGAAUAGACCCUAACCCUGACAACUUCGUCUGUGCUGGAAUCAUCCACGCCCGAGCAGCUCAGAUUGGUUGUCUCCUUCGUCUUGAACCCAACAAGCAGGCUCAGAUGUAUCGCCUGACUGUGCGGUCCAGCAAGGAGACAGUAUCGCAAGAAAUAUGUGACCUUCUUGCUGACCAAUUUGAGUGAGCUUCUUUGUCGGAGUUUUAUGCACUGAAGACGACCGUCAUCCCAUUCUUUUAAUGUUGCCACUAUUUUUCAACAUUGUCAUGAAUAGGAUAGAUAAGUCAUCAGUGCCUUCUAACUGUAUAAUUUUUAAAGUCAGUUUGUUAUCAAUGAAUUUUGGAAAGAAGAACCAUUGUCUCAUUAUUCUUUGUGUUGAUCCUCAUGUAUACUUGGAAUUUUUUAAUUUCCAAAGUUGAUGUCCCCUUUGAUAUUAUUCCUCAUUUGGUUUGAAUCCAAGUGUCAUGGUUUGCAUGAAAAAAGAAGUUUGUAUGUUGAUGUUGUUGUUAAAGUUGUAUUGAAUUUUAAGCUAUCCGUACUACAGAAUUGUCUUAAUCCUGAGUUUUUCCUUUGUAUUGUUUUUUUAACUGAUAUUUUUCAUUAAAUGCAAUGUAUUUCUGUAA
Molecule: messenger RNA, 3485 nt
Organism: Thrips palmi
Lineage: Eukaryota; Metazoa; Arthropoda; Insecta; Thysanoptera; Thripidae
Gene: AP-2alpha
Product: AP-2 complex subunit alpha
Exons: 18
Coding region: 208-3048 (946 amino acids)
Biological process (GO): intracellular protein transport; clathrin-dependent endocytosis
Cellular component (GO): AP-2 adaptor complex; membrane coat
Molecular function (GO): clathrin-cargo adaptor activity
Source: RefSeq, a predicted model, not a curated record